AUGCCUCUAUUCAGGAGUUUCCCUGAUAUCCCGGCUCAGUCGUCUCAACAGAUAGCCCUAUACCUUACAAUUCUACUAUCCAGCGUAAUAAGCAUACUACUUUCAUGGAGCCUACGGCCUGUCAGAAAACGACCAGUGUCCGUGAAUUACCAUUUCACUUGCCAAUGCAACAAAUCCUGUGGUUUCUGCUUCCACACCGCGACCACGUCCUUCAAGUUGUCAAUACCAGAAGCUAAAAGGGGUCUUUUCAGCCUUAAACAGGCUGGCAUGCGGAAAAUCAACUUUGCAGGAGGAGAACCAUUCAUGUAUCCCAAAUUCCUUGGGCAAAUGAUCCAAUUCUGCAAGGAAGAGUUGCGCCUGGAAUCAGUCUCAAUAGUCACAAAUGGCAGCUUGGUCAAACGGGAUUUCCUCGAACGAUACGGCCGCUUCAUUGACAUUUUGGCCGUAUCAUGCGACUCUUUCAACGAACAAACGAACAUCGAAAUCGGCCGCGGAAAGGGUGAUCAAGUACCACAGCUAUUCCGCAUCGCUGAAUGGUGCCGAGAAUAUGGCAUCAAGUUCAAAUUGAACACGGUUGUUUGCAACCUAAACUACCAGGAAGACAUGAAUCCCCUCGUUGAAAAGUUGCAGCCCUUCAGAUGGAAAUGCUUCCAGGUCCUUAUGGUCCAAGGAGAAAAUGAUUCCGACAAGACAUUGAGGGAUGUGCGGAAGUUUCAAAUCACUGACCAGCAGUACGAGGAGUUCUGUCGUCGGCACGAGCACCAACCAUCCUUCGUUGCAGAGCCGAAUAAUCUCAUGGCCAAAUCGUAUUUGAUUUUGGAUGAGUAUAUGCGGUUCCUGGACAGGGAUGGCCGAGAACCGUCAGCGUCUAUCCUAGAUGUUGACGUUUUUACUGCCUUAGGCCAGGUGUACUGGGACGAAACGAGCUUCAACAGACGUGGUGGUAUCUAUGACUGGAGCAGAGAAACGAAUCAGUCGUCUUGCGGGUCUGGGGAUAGCAAGGCCUUGGAAUGGUGA
Messenger RNA from Trichophyton verrucosum HKI 0517, 1017 nucleotides. RefSeq lists its product as uncharacterized. Gene Ontology annotation, molecular function: catalytic activity; 4 iron, 4 sulfur cluster binding. The coding region runs from base 1 to 1017 and encodes 338 amino acids. NCBI's taxonomy places the organism in Eukaryota, Fungi, Ascomycota, Eurotiomycetes, Onygenales, Arthrodermataceae. The record is from RefSeq and is a predicted model, not a curated record. The transcript has a single exon.